Molecule: messenger RNA, 1786 nt
Organism: Lynx canadensis (Canada lynx)
Lineage: Eukaryota; Metazoa; Chordata; Mammalia; Carnivora; Felidae
Gene: TLNRD1
Product: talin rod domain containing 1
Exons: 1
Coding region: 25-1116 (363 amino acids)
Molecular function (GO): actin binding
Source: RefSeq, a predicted model, not a curated record
GCAUGCCAGUGCCCCCCGGGCGCGAUGGCUAGCGGCAGCGCCGGGAAGCCCGCUGGCGAGGCCGCUUCUCCGGCUCCUGCGAGCGCCGUCGGGGGGGCCUGCUCGCAGCCGCGGAAGAGGCUGGUGUCCGUCUGCGACCACUGCAAGGGCAAGAUGCAGCUGGUGGCCGACCUGCUGCUGCUGUCGAGCGAGGCGCGGCCCGUGCUCUUCGAGGGCCCCGCCUCCUCCUGCGCCGGCGCCGCCGAGUCCUUCGAGCAGUGCCGGGACACGAUCAUCGCGCGCACCAAGGGGCUCUCCAUCCUCACCCACGACGUGCAGAGCCAGCUCAACAUGGGCCGCUUCGGGGAGGCGGGGGACAGCCUGGUGGAGCUGGGCGACCUGGUGGUGUCGCUGACCGAGUGCUCCGCCCACGCGGCCUACCUGGCGGCCGUGGCCACGCCGGGCGCGCAGCCCGCGCAGCCGGGCCUGGUGGACCGCUACCGCGUGACGCGCUGCCGCCACGAGGUGGAGCAGGGCUGCGCCGUGCUGCGCGCCACCCCGCUGGCCGACAUGACGCCGCAGCUGCUGCUGGAGGUGUCCCAGGGCCUGUCGCGCAACCUCAAGUUCCUGACGGACGCGUGCGCCCUGGCCAGCGACAAGUCCCGGGACCGCUUCUCCCGCGAGCAGUUCAAGCUGGGCGUCAAGUGCAUGAGCACCAGCGCGUCGGCGCUGCUGGCCUGCGUGCGCGAGGUGAAGGCGGCGCCCAGCGAGCUGGCCCGCAGCCGCUGCGCGCUCUUCAGCGGGCCGCUGGUGCAGGCCGUGAGCGCCCUGGUGGGCUUCGCCACCGAGCCGCAGUUCCUGGGUCGCGCGGCGGCCGUGAGCGCCGAGGGCAAGGCGGUGCAGACCGCCAUCCUGGGCGGCGCCAUGAGCGUGGUGUCGGCCUGCGUGCUCCUGACCCAGUGCCUCAGGGAUCUGGCGCAGCACCCCGACGGGGGCGCCAAGAUGUCGGACCACAGGGAGAGGCUGAGGAACUCGGCCUGCGCCGUGUCUGAAGGCUGCACCCUGCUAUCUCAGGCUUUACGGGAGAGGUCUUCGCCCAGGACUUUACCGCCAGUGAAUUCCAAUUCUGUGAAUUAGCACCCCCGCCCCGCGCCCCUUCGCCCUCCCCCCCCGCGCCCCUUCGCCCUCCCCCCCCCACUAGAGGAAGAUACUCACUCUCCGCCCCUCUCCAUUUAUACCAAAGAAAUCCCAGGGGAAGCCCCUCCCCCACGGCAGACGCUCGGAAAGAACCUUCCAGAGAGCUGGGGGCCCCUCCCGCCGCAGCGCCCACCUGCGCGCACGCAGCAGGGACCGCGAGGUGGCGCGCCCGCACCCGCCCCCGGCUCCUGUUCCGGAGCUCCGCCCCUCAAUUUUCUAACCAAUCGGGCAGGAAGGAGGUCAUGGGUUCGUUUCUUUUUUGGCCCCCCCUUUUUUUUUCCGUUUUGUUUUGAUUUUUCCUAAUUAAAAGAAAGGUUACCUCAGUUUCACUCCUUAGACAUGGAUGUAGCUAUCUUUUUUUUUUUUUUGUAUGCUGUUAUUUUUUUAAGCAAAUCGUGUUGGAUUAGGCGUAUACUUGGUGUGGAAAGAGUAUGACAUUGACAUGUGAUUUGCAAAUGGGGGGGAAAGCUACUGUGAGUGUGUGUUUUAUUUUUUAAUUUACACUAUAGAGUGAUUUCCCCCCUCCUUCCCCCCUCCCCCCAAUGUCAAGUUUUUACCGUGCAUGUACUGGAGUAUUUAUUUCAUCUAUUAAAAUGUUAUGUUUCUCAGA